This is a messenger RNA of Amphiprion ocellaris (clown anemonefish), 647 nucleotides long. RefSeq names its product phospholipase A2-like. Gene Ontology annotation, molecular function: calcium ion binding; phospholipid binding. The record is from RefSeq and is a predicted model, not a curated record. The transcript has 4 exons. Gene Ontology annotation, biological process: lipid catabolic process; arachidonate secretion; phospholipid metabolic process. Lineage: Eukaryota; Metazoa; Chordata; Actinopteri; Pomacentridae. The coding region runs from base 90 to 539 and encodes 149 amino acids.
CUGACACACGAGGUCCCGCACCUGAUAAAUAAAAAGCGGCCUGAUGUGAGAGCGAGAUGUAGUUUGUGACUGAUCUCCUGGCCAUCAAGAUGAACACCCUUCAAGCCGUGCUGCUCGUGACCGUAAGCCUCUCUGCCGUUCACUCCCUGGACUACAAGGCACUCAACCAGUUCAGGGACAUGAUCCUGUGCGUGAUUCCUGAUAGCUGGCCUAUUUUGGACUACGCCGACUACGGCUGCUACUGUGGAAAGGGAGGCUCCGGCACGCCUGUGGAUGAUCUGGAUAGGUGCUGCCAAGUGCACGACCAGUGUUACUCGGAUGCAAUGCAGCACGACGAGUGCUGGCCCAUCCUCGACAACCCUUACACCGAGUUCUACGACCACAGCUGCGAUGAGGCAAACAGGAAGGUCACCUGCGGCAAUGAUAACAAUGCAUGUGAGAUGUUCAUCUGCGAGUGCGACAGGAAGGCCGCAGAGUGUUUCGGCAGAACACCUUGGAACCCCGAACACGAACACCUGCCCAGCGACCAAUGUUACUAAAGACCCAAUAGGAUUUUAUGCCUCAACACGACACCUCUACCCUUUAUUUUUCCUCAGGUGCAUAUUUACACAAUCAUAUACAUGGGUUAAUAAACACCUGCAACCAUC